AAACAUGCAGAGGAUGACGUGGCAGUGGGUUCAAUAAACAAGGGGUCCAUUCAUACGGAACAGGAACAAGAACAAGGAGAAACUGGAAAGGGAAGAGAGGUGCCCACGUUAAGAAUCAUCCUUCCUUGCAGAUUUAUAUAUCAUUACAUACACAAUAUAUAGAUAUAUAAUCUCAUAUUUAUUUUUAAAUUUCUCUUUUUCUCUACCUUCAUUUCUCUCUUCUUUUUAUUUUUAAUUUAAUUUUCAUUGUUCAUUUAUUGUAUAAACCCUUCCAAUUUAGAAGACCUCCAUUGAAUAUUUACGAUCUUUUUCUGGGGUUUGGGGGUGCUAAAUUGGAAGCUUAUUCAUCUGGGGGUUUGUUUGUUAAAUAUUGGUCAAAUUAACAUUUACAUUGCCUAUUUUAUUCAAUUAUUUCUGAAAAGAAAGAGUCUUCAUUAUCAGUUUUGAAUGACUGAAAAGCUACAGUGAAAUAGGGGUUGUUUGAUUGGUUAAUUUGCAAGAAAGGUUGACUCUUGAGCUGGUUCAGAGCUAAAGGUUGCAUUUUUACCAGAUUGAACAAGAUAUAUUUGAGGGUUUGUUUGAGAGAGUGUUUUGGAGCUGGAAUGUUUGCUUGUGAAGGUGUUUGUGUGUAGUGAUAAUGGGGUAGUUUUUCAAGAAUUGAGACUCUGGAGCUAAACUAGUUGGUAGAGAGGGACUUUUAGACUGGUUUGUUAUAUGGGUUAUAAACAGAAUUGGGCAUUUUCAAAUGGGUUUGGGAUGUAUAACUGUGUUUCGCAAAAUCUUGCAACUUGAAUGGCUGAUUUGCAGAAAAAUAGUCUUGUCGACCGGGACAUUGAUCAGGCUUUUACAGCACUCAAAAGAGGGGCAUGUUUGCUGAAAUACGGGCGCAGAGGAAAACCAAAGUUUUGCCCAUUUCGACUUUCUUCUGACGAGUCCAAACUAAUAUGGUAUGUUGACAGAGAAGAGAAACAGCUUGAACUACGCCAUGUGAUAAAGAUUAUACCUGGACAGCGCACUGCAAUAUUUCAGCGGUAUCCUCGGCCAGAGAAAGAGUACCAGUCAUUUUCUCUCAUUUACAAUGAUAGAUCGUUGGAUAUUAUAUGUAAAGAUAAGGAUGAAGCUGAGGUCUGGUUUGUUGCCCUGAAGGCAUUAAUCGCUCGUGGUAGCUACCGCAAAUCGAAAAGUGAACUGACAACUGAAGCAAGAACUGAGAGUAUAGCAUCAGAAAGUCCGCAUGGACGAAGAGUUUCUCCAUCAAGUGCAUUUUCUGAUCAGGGAGAAGGUCAGCAAGCAGACACCCGGUUGGGAAAAGCGUUUGCUGAUAUCAUUUCAUAUACUGCAGCCACCAAGAGUUUACCACAAGCUGAAUCAGUUACUUAUUCUCCCACCUCAGUUCAAUCUGGAGGUCAGGAAAACGCCAAUGGUCGAACUUCUGCAUCUGAUACAAUGCGAGUCAGUUUGUCAAGUGCGGUUAGCUCAUCAAGCCAAGGUUCUGGUCUUGAAGAUAUUGAUUCCCUUGGUGAUGUUUACAUUUGGGGGGAAGGCACUGGUGGCGGGGUGGUGGGUGGUGGGGUGCGUAAAUCUGGUAGACCAUCUAGUUCCACAAUGGAUGCCCAUUUACCUAAAGUGCUGGAGUCUACCAUGGUACUUGAUGCUAUUAGCAUUGCUUGUGGUAGUAGGCAUGCUGUUUUAGUCACCAAACAAGGGGAAAUAUUCAGUUGGGGAGAGGAGUCAGGGGGGAGGCUUGGGCAUGGUGUCGAAGUAGAUGUUUCGCACCCAAAGCUCAUUGAAACUCUUAGCAGCAUGAACAUAGAGAUGGUAGCAUGUGGGGAAUAUCAUACAUGUGCAGUUACGCUUGCAGGAGAUCUAUAUAGCUGGGGUGAUGGUAUUUACAACUCAGGUUUGCUUGGACAUGGAAGUGGUACCACCCAUUCAAUCCCCAAGAAAGUGAGUGGAAUCUUGGAGGGUAUUCGUGUAUCAUUUGUUUCUUGUGGACCUUGGCAUACAGCUAUUAUAACAUCUGCUGGUCAGUUGUAUACAUUUGGUGAUGGGACUUUUGGCGCCUUGGGGCAUGGGGACCGUAAUAACAUUAGGAUCCCAAGAGAAGUGGAAAAACUGAAAGAGUGCAGGACAAUAAGGGUUGCUUGUGGAGUUUGGCACACUGCUGCUGUUGUUGAAGUGGAGAACGGAUCUUCUAAUUCCCCACCACCUGAAGGUUCUAUACCUGGAAAGUUGUUUACCUGGGGGGAUGGAGAUAAGGGCCAACUUGGUCAUUGUGAUAAAGCACCUAGACUUGCCCCCGAGUCUGUAGCUGCAUUAGUUGAUAUAAGCUUCUCCAAAGUAGCAUGUGGAAAUAGUUUAACUGUUGGUGUCACUGCCUCAGGACGACUAUAUACAAUGGGGAGCACUGUCUACGGACAGCUAGGGACUCCUCUUGCUGAUGGUAAAACUCCUAUUUGCAUCGAGGGUAAGAUUGCCGACUGUUUUGUCGAAGAAAUUGCGUGUGGCUCCCAUCAUGUUGCAGUUUUGACUUCGAAAACAGAGAUUUAUACAUGGGGCAAGGGUGCAAAUGGGCAACUUGGGCAUGGAGAUUUUGCUGACCGUCACACACCUACGUUAGUUGAUUUUUUUCGUGAUAAGCAAGUUAAAGGUGUUGUAUGUGGUUCAAAUUUUACUGCUGCUAUAUGUGUUCACAAAUGGGCAUCAAGUUCUGACAACUCUUUGUGCACUGGUUGCCGAAAUCCAUUUAAUUUCAGAAGAAAACGUCACAACUGCUAUAACUGUGGCCUUGUGUUUUGCAAAGCCUGCAGCAUAAAAAAAUCCCUGAAAGCUUCACUGGCCCCAAGUUCAAACAAGUCAUAUCGUGUCUGUGAUGACUGUUAUACCAAGAUUCAGAAGACUAUGGAAGUUGGAUCUCCUGGGGUGAUUCCUAAAGUUAAAAGCUGGAGUACGCUUCCCAAAAAUAGUGAGUUGGGAGAAAAAGAGACUGGGGGUCCACGAGUCCAAGGACAGAUGUCUAAAUUAUUUUCUUUCAAUUCCUUUAAUCUAGGUGAAGGGAGCAAUUCCAGGAAUUGUAUGAAUAAUGAAACAAGGGACAAUCGUUUGAAUCAGCUACCUAAUGGAAACAUUGAGAUGCAAAGCCUUACUUUAAAAUCACCAGGUUCUUUCUCUGGAGCCUCCAGGAAUUGCAUAUCACUCUCUGUUCCUAAUUCCAGAAUUGUUUCUCGAGCUACAUCCCCUGUAAAGAGGAAGACAUUUUCACCUCAGUUUCCCUCUCCAACACAGUCCCUGACUCGCUUUACAACUAAAAUGAUUCUUGAUGAUCCUAAGCAGGGAAAUGAAAGUCUAAGCCAGGAGGUUAUAUAUCUGAAGGCACAGGUCGAAGAUCUUUCUAGCAAAUCCCAAUUUCUUGAAGCUGAAUUGGAAAGAAAAUCAAGGGAACUGAAGGAGGCGGCAGCAUUUGCUGCAGAUGAAGCUGAAAAAUGCAAAGCUGCAAAGGAAGUGAUCAAGUCUCUAACUGCACAGCUGAAGGAGAUGGCUGAAAGAGUUCCAGAAAGACAUUCUUCCAGCAAAAAAGAUUUAAAUAGUGAAAUGUCCAAAGAUACGAGUAACCCAGUUGAUGAGAGCAUCAAAACAAACCCGUCACCUCCUAAAAGUAAAUCGGUUGAAAAUUCUGCUCAUCCAAGUUUACCAAAUGGAUCUAAGGUUCAGACUGGGACAACAGAGUCGGUCUUACAGUAUGAGCCCGGAGUAUAUGUAACUCUUUCUUCCUUACCAGGAGGUGGCAAUGAACUCAGACGUGUUCGUUUCAGUCGGAAACGUUUCACAGAACAACAAGCAGAGAAGUGGUGGGCUGAAAAUGGGUCAAGAGUAUGUGAAGAGCACAACAUACUGACCACUGACUAACUUGCUUAUGGUGUGCCAUUGGUUUACCUUAAUGGAAGAGAGAACAUGUCACGACUGCUUUCUUUGACAUCACCUCACCAAAGUUUGUAAUAUCUUUCUUGGUUAAUUAGGUAGAUUUAAUAUUAGGAUAGUAGAUCCAGAUGCAAAGAUAUGUAAUAUGUAUAAAGAGGAGGUAGAAAGUAGCAAGUAAA
Molecule: messenger RNA, 4097 nt
Organism: Daucus carota subsp. sativus
Lineage: Eukaryota; Viridiplantae; Streptophyta; Magnoliopsida; Apiales; Apiaceae
Product: PH, RCC1 and FYVE domains-containing protein 1
Exons: 9
Coding region: 793-3906 (1037 amino acids)
Molecular function (GO): metal ion binding
Source: RefSeq, a predicted model, not a curated record